AUGACCACAACGAGCGCACUGGCGCGUAAACUCAACAGCGCAGACAAGUCCGCCCUGCUGGCGUCGCACUCGUGCCGCACGUGCCCCAGCCGUCAGUCAGGGCACCUCUUCCAAGCAGUCAGUGCGUGCGCCAUUGGAGCAGACAGGGGCACCUGCGUGCAGGCGUCAGCUGGACUCCGGGCCAGUGCGUCGCCGGAGAGCUACAACAUCCAGACGCACCAGGGUAACCAGGCCACCUCCGCCAAGCUGCGGCGGAACAAGUGGAUCAACCGGCAGGUGACCCAGAAUUCUAACAACAUGCAGCGACUCUUGCAGACAAUCCACUACCACAUAUCCGAGAUGAACGCGAUCAACCUGGUCACUGCCCUCCACCGCCUGACCAAGCUGGCGGUGUCUGGCACCACGGAGUACACCGUGGACCGUCUCCUGAAGGAGCGGCGGGGGUAG
Messenger RNA from Prorocentrum cordatum, 447 nucleotides. The record is from the annotation of a GenBank genome assembly. NCBI's taxonomy places the organism in Eukaryota, Dinophyceae, Prorocentrales, Prorocentraceae.